Molecule: messenger RNA, 1765 nt
Organism: Daucus carota subsp. sativus
Lineage: Eukaryota; Viridiplantae; Streptophyta; Magnoliopsida; Apiales; Apiaceae
Exons: 9
Coding region: 355-1263 (302 amino acids)
Source: RefSeq, a predicted model, not a curated record
UGUCUUUCUUUUCCCAUCUCUUUAACUUAACUAUUACACAUUCUAGGCCUUUCUGGGAUUUCUUUUUUGUUGCUUGAUCACUGUUUAUAUUGUGUUAAUUGUGUAAAGUUUUGAUUUUUAUGAGGUGGGAAAGCUCUAAACUCAGUAAAUUUUGGGAUAGUUGUGUAAAGUUUUGAUUUUUAUGAGGCUUGCAUUUCUGUCUGGUAUAGAACUAGAAGGGAACAUAAAAAGUAUUUGGACUUUGCAAGCUAAACAGUGUGUACCAUAACUCGUUUGGUUGUAAUCAAGGCUGCAGUGUCAAAUGCCUAUCUGGUUAUUAUGUUCUUUUAGUAAGACUAUCUGAAGACUACUUACAUGGCAUCACAAUCGAACACUAGCUUUCACCAUGAGCAGACUUUUGGCUCAGCUGUAAAUCAACAUGCUAUCUCAUUUCAAUCAAGUGCCAUGGACAGCACAUCUCAGAUGAUUAUGAUGGGGAAUUUCUAUGGCACAAACAGUAGUGGAGGCAUGAUGUUUUCAGGGGAUCCCAUAAGAAACCCAAGUGUAACUCAAGCGACAAACUCUUCUGGUUCCCUUUUGAUUGAUUCGGUCCCAGGCCUCCAGCAUGAUACUGGUUUGGCUGUUGAGUGGUCAGCUGAGGAGCAGUACAGGUUGGAGGAAGGACUUGUCAAAUAUGCUGAUGAGCCAAGCAUCACGAGGUAUAUUAAAAUUGCAGCUACGAUGCGCGAAAAAACUGUACGUGAUGUUGCUCUGAGGUGUAGAUGGAUGUUGGUGAGCUCCUCACAUACUGAAAUGAGAAAGCGAAGGAAACAGGAUGACUAUAAUGUUGUGAAGAAAGUGAACGAUAGGAAGGAUAAAUUUACAGAAUCAUCAUCGAAGGCAAGCACAUCUUCAGUUCCACCACUAAAUUUGGCUGGAUAUUCCGGUACGAGAAAACAUCAAAGUGGAACUGGUCUCAUGUCUCAUGAAGCCUCAAACGGUGCAAGAAUUCUUUUGGAACAGAACAAUGAAGCUCUUGGGCGUAUAUCAGCCAAUCUCUCUACACUCCAGUUGCAGGAUAACAUUGAUCUCUUCUGUCGCACGAGGAACAAUAUUACUGCUAUCUUAAACAACAUGAGCAACAUGCCGGGCAUAAUGAGCCGGAUGCCUGCCCUGCCUCUAUCCAUAAAUAACGAACUUGCAAAUAGUAUCUUGCCCGGUUCAAGUAAGACACCUAUGCUUGGACUGCCAAACGAGAUCUGCCUAAAGCAGGAGUCAAGAUGAUACGUAAGUCAAGAUGAUACUGACGUGAUUUUUGAUGUUGAGCUUAAGCUAUCGGAUCCGUGUAAUUAGAUAUAUGCCGCUGUAAAUCUCUAAGAAGCUAUUAGGAGGCCUUAAUUAAUGUAAAGCUGUAAUUUUUUAACUCAUGUUGGUUCCGGUGAUGAGAGUAUUUGUAGACACCAUUUUUGGGAGCUUAAUCGUGGAUAAGGAAGCAGGGCUUACAUAACAAUAAUCACAAUAAUGUUGCAUAGACCCAACACCUUUUGGACAAUAGGGACAGUCUUUUGAACCAGUAAAUUUCGCUUUGAACCAAGUCGUCCUACCAUACGAACUGUGUGCUAAGAUGAUAUUUCUCGGAAGCAAUUGCAUCCUUGCCUUGUUGAGAUGUAAAUUAUGACAUGUUUUUGCUUGUAGUCUAACUGUUGUAAUGCUUUUGGGGUGUUAUUUUCUGCAAUUUAUCCUGACAGAAGUAUGUUUAAACAUUCUAGCAACAAGCGUAUGCUCU